AAUAAAAUCAGCUGCAGCACUGGGCCCGCACUUCUUUCCCCCAGUCUGUCAUCCAUGUUUAAGUGGGAGAUUGAUACUUAACUUUUGGAGGUUUUAUUAACCAAGGGAAUGGAGCUGAUUCAGCCUGACAAUGAGCCCUAGAGUCAAACAAGUUAUCCCACUGCCUAAAAAUAGGAAAGCUACAUUUAAUGGUCCUCGUAAUCAUCCCAUAAACGUGUUACCAGCACUAAGAAUGAGGGAAGACAGUAUUUGAUCAAGUAAAAGAAUACCUCUCAGAAAAUAAUAUGAUCACAAAACUCCAACAUACUGCUACGUGCAAAGAUGUCAUGGAAACAGAUGACACAACGAUCUGGAUAACAGAUCGUUGUGUCAUAUCAGAGCACUCCUAUUAGAUUUUACAGCAGCACUCAAUGUCAUCAACCACGAGCUUCUUCUUUAAAAGCUGGAGGGUUACAGAUUUAGACCAUCAGCAGCUGCCUGGAUGGAAAGCUAUCUAGCAAAUAGAUAUCAGAUAUUCUUUAACGGAAGCCACUCAGAUAGUGUGUCUGUGGAAUGUGGUCUUCCUCAAGGGAGCGGCCUUAGCCCACCCUCCAUCUAUACCAGUCAUUUACACUUGUAUCCCCAAUGCUAAAUGAACCAUGUACACAGAAGAUACUGUAGUAUAUGCAUCAGCAACAACACCUGCUGAUUUGACUGCUGUCUCAAACAAGGAGCUAGUUAUUAUAGGGAAAUGGAAAACAAGCUGAAUACAUCCAAAACAAAAGGCAUGAGCCAAAGCUCAGACUUUUUAAAAAUAACAUAUCUGUUGGGGAAGUAAAGAAACUAAACUAUUGGGAAUCACCCUAUGCCCAAUAAAUUGUCCUGGUCAAAAACAUAAACACUAUUGACAAUAAAAUAGGAAGUUCAACAGUAAAGCGAUGCAGAAAAUGCCUUACUCCUGACUUAACUAAGCAUGCUCUGUUUUUUUUUUUUAUCUUUUAGAUUAUUCAAGACAACCAGUGUUUGCUUCUGAGGAGCACAAAUUCAUAAAAUUCUACAUGAAAUCUAGGUUGCAGCCCUAAGAGCCCUUUAUGUUUCCUCAAGAAACAGGCCCUGAGAGGCCCUUGAUACUCAAAAAAAGCUUUCCUACUGGAUCAAGUGUGCACUAGAGGAAACUAACAUUUACUGCAGCACAAUAGAUUCAUAAAUGAAUGCGUAAAGGAGCAUCAAAUCCUGUGCAUCCUGUGCUUUUCUUCAGUCUGUUAUCAGAUCUGCAUGGUCACUCCUUCCCUCUCCUCAGUCAACAUUUCUCCAGGGUUCCACUCCACCUCUCACAUAUUUCUUCUUCACCUCUCCCUCCAGGUCUUCCUCACUUUGUCUCAGUUUUUCACACAGAGCGAUUGAAGAUGUCCUGGACGUCUGCAACCCUCCUGGCUCUCCUGGCAGUGCUUCUGGCACUUUCCCUGUCCCAAGUGGCAGACUCUGCAGCUGUGCCCAGCAGCAAGGGCAGCGCUAAAGACCCACAAGGUCCGAUGAAGAGGAUCUUCAUGAAAGAGGCAGAUGCCUCAAACUUCUUCAGGAAACGCAGCAGACGGGGGGCCAAGUCUCAGGAUGAGAUCAACGCUGAGCAGAGGCAGAUCUUAGCUGCAGAUGAGCGAAAAAGAGAGUUUCACGAGGAGAAGAGAAAUGAGUUUGAGAACUAUGCAGAAGAGGAGAACGACGAACAAGACGAGAGGACCAGAGAGAGCACGGAGCAGUGGAGGGAGUUCCACUACGAUGGGAUGCAUCCUCCUCAGGAGUACAACCGUCACUCCACCUGAGACCGAGAGGGGAGAGGUGAUACUGAGGAGAUGAUCGUUUUCAUUAAAGGCAUUAAACCUAAUAUGAGGGGAAGGCAUCUUUUCAUGUUUUCCACUUACAUUUAUGAAUGCAAAAAGCACAGAAGUGCAAAACUUUAUUACAUGACAGAACAUAUUUGUUUAUAUUAUGUACUAUGGAUAAACGAAUGUCUUCAAUAGUGACUAUUUCAUAACAUGCAUGAUGACUUCAUCAUUAUAGCUAAAGAAGAAUUACAAUGGAUCUGUAACAUAUUUAGUUUAAAAAGAACCCAUUAAAUAUUUUUUCCAGUUAUAAUGAAUGGUGAAGUUCCUGAUGAUUGGGGCGAUUAGAGCCUAAAAGGUUUUUUUAAGAUUUGCAAAACUUCAAUAACCCAAAUCCAAAAUGACUUGGGAGUUGAGUACUGUAUAAAAGGGCUGUCAACCCCAAUCACUGAUCUAGGCGUUACGAUAGACAGUAAGUGAUCCAAGUAUUGAGAUGAUUUAAGUGUUUUUUUAAGCUGUCAUGUGCAAAGACUUAGAACACAUCAACAGAAUAAGUGUGAAUAUAUAGGCCUACUGUAUUUACCCAUAUUAACUAUAGCCUGUAUUUACUCACCUUUCAUGCAAACGGUAUUAUCUUUUAGCGUAAUAAAAACCAUGUAUGCAAACAUAUUUUGGAUGUAAAAGUGUACAAACUUGUACUUAUGAUAUAUUGAUUUACAGACAAAGAAGCAGCGACACAUGCAAACAAGCCUCUUUUUUU
Molecule: messenger RNA, 2559 nt
Organism: Labrus bergylta (ballan wrasse)
Lineage: Eukaryota; Metazoa; Chordata; Actinopteri; Labriformes; Labridae
Gene: ucmab
Product: upper zone of growth plate and cartilage matrix associated b
Biological process (GO): regulation of osteoblast differentiation; embryonic skeletal system development
Cellular component (GO): extracellular matrix
Source: RefSeq, a predicted model, not a curated record